AUGUGGGCAAGCCCUUUUGUUAAGAGGGUGGUUUUUGCUUCCAAACUCAAAGGCAUACCCUACGAAUACGUUGAAGAAGAUUUGAGGAACAAAAGCUCAUUGCUUCUCAAACUGAAUCCUGUUCUUCAGCAAGUUCCGGUACUUGUUCACGACGGAAAACCGAUUGCCGAGUCCCUAGUCAUCCUUGAGUACAUUGAUGAAAUCUGGAAAACUGGCCCUCAGCUUCUUCCACAAGAUCCAUAUAAAAGAUCUCAAGCUCGCUUUUGGGCCGGCUUUAUGCCGCAUAUUUUUGAGAGUUUGGCCACAGUGUUGGAAACCAGUGGAGAAGCACAAGAGAAAGCCAUCAAAGAAGUGAGUGAGAGAGUAAAGCUACUAGAAGAGAGAUUGAAGGGUUACUACCCAGAUGGAUUUCCCAGGUCAUUUGACCUAAAAGAUGUGGGACUUUUAUAA
Molecule: messenger RNA, 450 nt
Organism: Pyrus x bretschneideri (Chinese white pear)
Lineage: Eukaryota; Viridiplantae; Streptophyta; Magnoliopsida; Rosales; Rosaceae
Product: glutathione S-transferase U10-like
Exons: 2
Coding region: 1-450 (149 amino acids)
Biological process (GO): glutathione metabolic process
Cellular component (GO): cytoplasm
Molecular function (GO): glutathione transferase activity
Source: RefSeq, a predicted model, not a curated record